Microcebus murinus (gray mouse lemur) is the source of this 5705-nucleotide messenger RNA. The record is from RefSeq and is a predicted model, not a curated record. NCBI's taxonomy places the organism in Eukaryota, Metazoa, Chordata, Mammalia, Primates, Cheirogaleidae.
AGAUUUCGUUUCCGGGUGUGAUGGCCGGCAAUUGAGAGCUAACCGAAACGUUGCCAUUAGCGAUGAAUGUGAACAGCUGUCGAGCUGCGUCCUCGAUUGUGGGGUCUGAUAGGAGAUUAAUGCCAGUCCUAUGGAUAGGAAAAGAAGGGGUAGAAGGAUGGGUUGGAGGGAAAGUGACGGGGAUAGGGCUGGUUGAUGAUUACAGAGUUAUUAGCCCUUUUAAAGGCCAAGUCACCAUUGGGGUGGGUAAGGAGUGCAUAAUUUGGGAAAAUGAGAGAUGCUUGAUGCUGCAACUUUGGUCUAGAGCCAAGUAUCAGUGUCCUUAUCCAGCCAGUUUCCCUGUGGAGGUUUGAUUUUUCACCUUGGAAGGGAAGUAGGAAUAUGGGGUCUUUUAGCUUUUAAAUUCUUGGACUUUAUAAAUCUGUAAUCUGGUAAAGUUACGAUUGCCAUUUAUUAACCAUGCCUAACCUCCUUGUGUCCUAAAUUCUAGCCUAAAUUUCACUGGGGUUGAUUUCUAAAAAUUGAGUUAGAGACCUGUGUGUGUAUCUAUGACAAACAUUCCUUGUGCAGGACCUUUGAGGAAUCGUGGAAGGCACUUCAGUGAAGAAAUGGACCAGUGUGUAUAAUCAUGGAAUCUCCUUGCUAACCAUCACCAGCUUGCUCUCCUUGAUAAGUGAGCGAAAGAGUGAGUCGGAGAGAAGGAAAAGAGGUCAACAUGAAGCUAAAGCAGCGAGUUGUGCUGUUAGCAAUUCUCCUUGUCAUCUUUAUCUUCACCAAAGUUUUCCUGAUUGACAACUUAGAUACAUCAGCUGCUAACCGGGAGGACCAGAGGGCUUUUCACCGAAUGAUGACUGGCUUACCGGUGGAACUGGCGCCCAAGCUGGAUCACACCUUGCAGUCCCCCUGGGAGAUUGCAGCCCAGUGGGUGGUUCCCCGGGAAGUGUACCCUGAAGAGACACCAGAGCUGGGGGCAAUCAUGCAUGCCAUGGCCACCAAGAAAAUCAUUAAAGCUGAUGUAGGUUAUAAAGGGACACAGCUGAAAGCCUUACUGAUUCUUGAAGGAGGGCAGAAAGUUGUCUUCAAACCUAAGCGAUAUAGCCGAGACUAUGUGGUGGAAGGGGAACCAUAUGCCGGUUAUGAUAGACACAAUGCAGAGGUAGCAGCCUUUCAUUUGGACAGGAUUCUGGGUUUCCGCCGAGCCCCCUUGGUGGUUGGCAGAUUUGUUAAUCUGCGAACGGAGAUCAAGCCUGUUGCCACGGAGCAGCUGUUGAGCACCUUCCUGACUGUAGGAAACAAUACUUGUUUCUAUGGGAAGUGUUACUACUGCCGAGAAACAGAGCCAGCUUGUGCUGAUGGAGACACGAUGGAGGGAUCUGUCACGCUUUGGCUUCCAGAUGUGUGGCCUCUGCAGAAGCACCGGCACCCAUGGGGCAGGACUUACCGAGAAGGCAAACUGGCCAGGUGGGAGUAUGAUGAGAGCUACUGUGACGCUGUGAAGAAAACAUCCCCUUAUGACUCCGGCCCGCGCCUCUUGGACAUCAUUGACACAGCCGUCUUUGACUACCUGAUUGGCAAUGCUGACCGCCAUCACUAUGAGAGCUUUCAAGAUGAUGAAGGCGCCAGCAUGCUCAUUCUUCUUGAUAAUGCCAAAAGCUUUGGGAACCCUUCGCUGGAAGAAAGAAGCAUUCUUGCCCCUCUCUAUCAGUGUUGCAUCAUUCGAGUUUCCACCUGGAACAGACUGAACUACCUAAAGAAUGGUGUGCUAAAGUCUGCCUUAAGAUCCGCCAUGGCCCGAGACCCCAUCUCCCCCGUGCUUUCUGAGCCUCACCUGGCUGCCGUGGAUCAGCGGCUCCUGAGUGUCCUGGCCACCGUGAAGCAGUGCACUGACCAGUUUGGGAUGGACACAGUCCUGGUGGAAGAUAGGAUGCCUCUCUCUCACUUGUAAUUCUCAACACAAAAUAAGUGAAACUUCUUUUUACAAAGAUAGAGAAACAGCACAAUCAAUUCCAAAUGAUAUGAAAUGGAUCGGAAAUGGCCAGCAGCAAGUUCUGGUGAUAGGGAACAGGAUGGCCUUGGAUGUCUUUGGUGUUUUCUGUAGUAGAAGCUAAAGCAAAGACCACAAGUUUCAGAGCAUGGAGAUGUUCCUGCUGAGUCACCUGACCUCCUUGGCAGUUGCCCAUCCUAGCAGUGGGUAUCAUAGUCAGUUGGUCUUAAUUCGCAUGCCAGAGGACAAACAGAUGUGACAUUUGGACAGAUGCAUGCUGGGAGUGGUUCUGGAGUGUGUGUUUUCAGCUGAACCUUGCAGUCCUUUCUCCACACCUAUGUAUUUUGUGGAAACACUUUGCAAUCUCUUGUGUCUUCUUUUUUUUUUUUUUAACCAGGAUUAGUCAAAUCAGAAAGUUAAUACAACCUUGCGUUCCAUCAAGCCAAAAUAGCACUCUGCUAGAGGGGAUAUGGUUCCAAGAUAGAAUUAGAGAGAAGGGCAAGAGUAGGAAGAAGUUCAGGCUUUUAAGCCAUUGGGUAGUACUGUUUUGAUGAUCUUAGGGGAGGGAAGAAGAGAGAGAGACCCAGGUGAUAGAACCAGAAUCAGGGGGAUGGUUGAAUUAGUGAAAAAUAGGUUCCCCUAUAUUUAGGAUCUUAAGGUAUGCAAAAAGCAAACAUGACUUUGUACCUAAGUAAAAUCUGCAUUCUCACAGUUGUAUCCAAAUUAACCAAAAAAUUGUCUCUGUUUCUAGAGAAAGUACAUUUAUAACCCAAACACGAUUUUCUUAUGAGGACUAAUAUUUUUUUCUUUUUGCUUAAAGCAGGCAAAUCCUUUCUAAAUUAACAAAGCAAACUGAAAUAAUACCUCAAAUAACAAUCAGGUACCUGUGAUCUCUGCCAUCCUCAUUUCUGUCUUGAAGUGAAUUUCCACCUAUGCCUGUAAGGGACUUGGUCAUUGGAGCUGCUGUUCUCAAGAUGGUGUUGGCUGCCCUGUUUGUGCCCUUCUUGUGAGGAAAGGCAGCUCACUCCCACAGACGAGAGUGUGCACGCUGCUGGUGGCUGGACGUGUCUUGCGAUUUAGGCCAUGCAGAAGACUGGGAACAAAAAUUUUAAGCCUUCUGAGCCUGGAGACUGAGGAGGUUAUAGGAAGAAGAGCCUUACGAUUUUGAUUUAUGUCAAAUCUUAAUUUCAUUAGUGUUGUUUGCAGCCUGGAACCCAUGAUGUAGUAUCAUGCUUCCGUCUGCUCUUAGCACACUCAAAUUUCAGGUCGCUAAAACACAGUUUUAGUUCUGUGUUUUGGCAAAGUUGCAAUAAGAUACAGGGCCAGAGAAGGACAGGCCUGGUUUGCCCGCUCUCUGUGAUCGACUGCAUCAUGUCGAGGUGCUGUUCCAGGUUUGCACUUAUGUCAAGCGGAGACUAAUAUCUAAACAAUGUGGUUGAAUAAAUUUAAUGCCAGCCAUUGGAGACUAGUUUUAGGCAAUCACUCUUUCAAAAACAGCUUUAGAAUUUAUGUCCCAAUUUUCUCACAUUGAAAGAUAACUGAAUAACCCAUAACUACUAUAAAAUAGCAUGAAUUAGAGAACGUAAUUUUCUAUGUACAUUUUAAGAUGGACACAACAGUGGGCUAAGUUUUAAAAAGGGUAUUGAAUUUAAGAAGACUGAUAUUAAACACAAAACAAUGAAUUAGGGUUAACAAAAGGAGGUAUUGAUUUCAACUUUUUUUUUUUUUACACCUGAAGAUCAUUGAGUGAGAUUUCAACUUUAAGGCUACUUUAAGGCUGUUAUGUGUCCAAGGAAAUUCAUAAUUAGCCAACCCGUUUGUGCCUUUCUUGUGAGAAAAGGCAGCUCCUACAGAUGAGAGUGUGCACCCUACAGGUGGCAGGAUUAAUUGCUAUCCUGUGAUUUGGGCCAUGUGGAUGACCUGGAAACAAAGAUUUUAAGCCUCGUGAGCCUUGAAAUUAAGGAGGUUACCAGGAAGAGCCUUAAGAUUUUGAUUAGCACUUACCCACAAGCUUCUGAGAGCAGAUGGCAGGAGAUAGUAGGAAGGAUAUCAGUUCUGCAUUCCUUAGUGAAUAUUACUUGAGCUAAAUUAUGGAUUUGUGUUCUUUCAAACACAUGAUGCCUUUAAUAUGCCACACUGAAAUGAACAAGAACUGUUCUCAAACUGGGAACUUCAUAAUGUUGAAGGCAGAAGAUUCUGCUAAGGAAAAAAGCAGGAAGGAAAGCUGCUUUGAAUAUUGUCUCAUCCUUUCUUCAAAGCAUUUGCAGAAAAUGUAUCAUCUUAUUCUCUUCCCUACUGUUUUCAAACUCAUGAUCUUAAGAUAUAUUUUGGUUCAUAGCAGUUAAAGUUAGAAUUAAGCUAACAGAGUGGCACAGUGUGGCACUGAGAAUAUAAGGAAAAGUGUGCCUAGGCAAAUCUUGGAGAAAACCAACCAUACGCUUACAGCCCCAAAAUUCAGAAACACUAAAUUCUGUUUAAAAAAAGAGGUGGAUAUGUUUUUUAAAAAGUUUUGUAACACUGUUCUCUUUAGAGUUUAUUAGAAUCUAAGGCUGUUAAAGUCAUUACAAGGUUUUUGGUAGCUCUAAGUUGGGUGUGCCAACCAAACAUCCAAAGGUAUUUGUGGUUACAUUUUUAUAUUAUAAAAGUAGGAAAAUCAGAACUGAUUGCCGUUUCCUGCCCUCCUCUCACUUCUAAAAAUGUUUAUUCCAAAGUUUGCAGAAAUUUCUACCACUGUUCUGUAAUAUGAGGCUGUACUGUGGGUUUGGGAAGGGGUACAAAUAAUUUUCUGUGCAAAACAAAUUAAUAUCUGAUUUGCUCAGAGUAUUGUUCAAUAAUGUAUUACUAAGACAUUUCUCCCUGUUUACACUCAGGGUUAAUAUAUCAAAUGAAAUUUAAGAAGGAAAUGGAAGAAUUCAGGUCCAUCUAUUGCAUAUUAUUUUGGGAAAGAUGAAUCCUUCACAUGGCAAUUUCAUUGUCACCUGAAGUUAGCAUUGUCUUCCAAAGGAAUUCAUCUUUUCCUUUCUUAAAAAAAAAAUGCCUCAGCUAGCCCUUCCCAUCCACCAUAUCCCUUCAGCCUGCCUUCUUAGUCAUCCGUGUGUUCUUUCUGGAGUGACUGACCACACAUGGAUGGUAAGCAGCACGUAUCCGUGAGCUGUCUUAUGAGUCAUCCUGUGAGCUGAGCUUCAGGAAACAUGAGUAAAGGUAUAUGUCUGUAUAUAGCUGGAUAUGUAUUCUAGCCAGAAAAAUAUAUUUAUUUUGACACAGGGGAAUGCUGACUUACGUUGCUGAAGGAUUUAAAGCUAGUAAAAGGUUCUCAGUCUCUAAGAGUGGACCCUAAGUGACAUAAAGACCAUUCAUUCAGCAAACACCUACUGAGCAACUAUGGUGCACCAGCGCAGGCUAGGCAUUCCCGUGAACCUGACUUCAUGAAUUUUAUUUCACAGGGGAAGGCCAGUUUCACAGGUUUUUAGGAACUGAGGUGUUCCUCACAAACACAAAAUGUUGGGGGAACUGGGAAUAACUUACUGGGAAACUAAUUUAUUUGUUUAAACAGGAGGUGUAGGAACCCUCUGCUUUGGUCUGCCAAGUAUUUUGUCUCAGAACUUGCACAAAUAAAGGUUGUACUUGGUAUGACACCCAACAAGACAGAUAUGCAUCGAAAUUUCUAAUGUGUUCUAUGGGUUUCAAUUCUGAAAAAGUAAAAUAAAGAUUUUAAUAAACA